Messenger RNA from Spizellomyces punctatus DAOM BR117, 1733 nucleotides. RefSeq lists its product as uncharacterized. Gene Ontology annotation, biological process: G protein-coupled receptor signaling pathway. NCBI's taxonomy places the organism in Eukaryota, Fungi, Chytridiomycota, Chytridiomycetes, Spizellomycetales, Spizellomycetaceae. The coding region runs from base 210 to 1517 and encodes 435 amino acids. The transcript is spliced from 6 exons. Gene Ontology annotation, molecular function: G protein-coupled receptor activity. Gene Ontology annotation, cellular component: membrane. The record is from RefSeq and is a predicted model, not a curated record.
CCGCUUGGUACAAAAAACAGUGUCUGAUCUAGCUUGUUUUUUUGAUUGUUCCAAAAUUAGGUUGACACUGGUCUACAUCCGGCAGAAUACUUUGCAGUUAUGCGAGUUUGGUCGAGCCCCCAAAAAAAACCUUUACAUAGGCUUAUUACCAACAACUGGUCGACACGCCCGACUCGUCUGCUUUUGCGGUUCUUGUCGACUAGCUUGAGAUGGAUAACACAACUAUAACAGAGUGGAUAGGCCUCCCUGUAUACCGUCCGGCCGAUCGGCUUCGACUUGUUCAUCUUUGGAUAUCCGUCGUUUUACACUUUGGUUGUGUUGGGUUGGCGGCUUUCAAUUGUGUUCUCUUUUGUCUGUAUCCGGACUUGCGCAAGGGGGUUACUAGAUGGCAUAGCUGGAUUGUAUUUUCGAUUUGUGUGGUUGAUUUUUUCCUAAAUAUCUUUCAACUCGGUGCAGUCAUUGAUCAACUCGCUGCUGGAGGAUGGCGUUUGUCCGACACUUGGUGUCAGUUCCAAGGAUUUACAUCCGCUCUGUUCGGUUUCAUGUCGUUCAACGGAGUUACAAUGCUGACGAAUGAGCGAACAUAUACCAUUCUGUUGCGAAAGACCUGGACGGGCACGCACACGUUGAUUGGGGUACUCUUAUCCUAUGGAAGUGCACUUAUUUUGGCAGCUCUAUACUUUUCUGGGGGAAAUCGAUAUGCCUUGCAGGAGUCUGGAAUUUAUUGUAGCCCGGAUUACGGCGCUAUCCUCCGUCCUCAGCCGCAUCCGACUGUCAAUAGAGUAGUCAGCUACUUCCUAGGUGUCAUCGCAUUUGUCACCUAUACCAAUAUGAUAUGCACCUACCUCGCAAUCUGGAUAACUGUCCGAAAAACUGCCCGAAAAUUGGAACGAGUCAUAAAGAUCAAUGCGCCCCGGGACAAGAAUGUCGCCAAAAGUGACGGAGUGGCACCUAUAAGCCAGGAUCAGAAUGCCCUCGCAACCCUCUCUUCAAAGUCAAACGUUCCUAUUGACAAGGAAGAAGAAGAGGAUUCAAGACGAUAUGAGAUCCGUGCUGGCGGAGGAGCCAGCGGACAACCGCAAUCCGGGUCCCAAAAGGAGUCAUCCGGAAACGAUUCCAGUGACGCAGGAAAUAAAUUCAUGUCGAAAAAGAGAAUGACUUUGGAAACAGCCAUUGCAAUGAAAAGCGCCAUUAUGAUUGGCUGCUACGUACUCACCUUUAUUGCCACUUCCACCAAAAUUAUCUAUUCGGGAGCUCGUGCAGAACCCAUUUCUCGGGAGUGGGACAUGAUAGCAGCUCUUUUGGCUGUAUCUCCAGGUAUUGUCAACCCGCUGUGCAACGAUAUCAUGGAUGUACGAUGGAGACGAGCAAGUCUGAGCAUGCUAGCGGCCAUUAGGAGAAUACCAGGAAGAUUAUUGGGCACUCAAGAGCAGUUAGCGGAAACCAAGGAACCGAUACCGACAUCGACAAAUGUCAGCAGCAGAUAUUUAGUUCCGGCUGGCGCGAGCCCAAAUUGAUACGAGAGAGAUAGAUCACAGCCAUUAUACAGACAAUCUUUGCCUGUAACAUAGUACCUUUACGUCGCUCAAAUUAAACAUCUGCAUGGUGGGAACAGGCUCAGGUUGCUAUUAUAGCAUAGAAUAAAUAAGCAAUAACUCUUGAUAUUGGUUCCACCGUCGUUAGCCCAGCAACUGCGGACUAAACCGACAAUUAGAUUACCUUAUCCUUUGGCA